Molecule: messenger RNA, 5251 nt
Organism: Aricia agestis (brown argus)
Lineage: Eukaryota; Metazoa; Arthropoda; Insecta; Lepidoptera; Lycaenidae
Gene: nompC
Product: serine/threonine-protein phosphatase 6 regulatory ankyrin repeat subunit A
Exons: 19
Coding region: 11-5161 (1716 amino acids)
Biological process (GO): GPI anchor biosynthetic process; calcium ion transmembrane transport
Cellular component (GO): glycosylphosphatidylinositol-N-acetylglucosaminyltransferase (GPI-GnT) complex; membrane
Molecular function (GO): calcium channel activity; protein binding
Source: RefSeq, a predicted model, not a curated record
GCAUGCGAGAAUGUCUCAAGCCGGCGGCAAAAAGGGCAAGGGCCCGCCGAAGAAGAACCCCCCGCCCACGGAGGAGGACAAGACGACGCAGAAGCAGCCCUCGAAGCCGGACGAGAAGGACGAGACCGCGUCCAACAAUGGGGACAAGAAGGAGACCAAGGAUGUCAACGGUGCCGCCGAGGCACCCAAGCCGCCGAGCGCCGGCGUCAACAUGCGGGAUGCUGCGGCCAAGAUCCUGGGGCUCGCGCAAAAGGGGGAGUGGUCGGCGGUGGAGCAGACCCUUAAAGUGCUGGAGAAGCUGGUGGCGGCGGGGGGAGAGGACGCAGUGUCAGUGCCCAUGGCUGGGAUCAUAGACCCGCAAACCGGCAUGACCCCGCUGAUGUACGCGGUGAAGGACAACCGCACCACCUUCGUCGAGAGACUGAUCGAGCUCGGCUCAGACGUCGGAGCCAGGAACAACGACAACUACAAUGUGCUUCACCUAUCCGCCAUGUACUCGAGGGAGGACGUGGUCAAACUGCUGCUGUCGAAGAGAGGAGUCGACCCUUUCGCGACCGGUGGCAGUCGACAGCAGACCGCAGUACACCUGGUGGCCAGCAGACAAACAGGCACCGCCACGAGCAUACUGCGGGCGCUGCUGGCUGCCGCUGGCAAGGACAUACGACUGAAGACUGAUGGUAGGGGUAAGAUCCCGCUGCUGCUAGCGGUAGAGGCGGGGAACCAGAGCAUGGUCCGGGAGUUACUUAGUGCGCAGACGGCGGAUCAACUCAAGGCAUCAACACCUCUCGGCGACACCGCGUUGCAUCUGGCAGCGAGAAGAAAAGACGUGGAUAUGACGAGGAUACUUGUAGACUACGGUGCAGCAAUAGACGCAGUGAACGGCGCAGGGCAGACUCCACUGCAUAUAGCAGCCGCGGAAGGAGAUGAACCUCUAGUUAAAUACUUCUAUGGAGUAAGAGCGAAUGCUGCGAUUGCUGAUAAUGAAGAUCGAACACCAAUGCACUUAGCGGCUGAAAACGGACACGCCACUAUCAUAGAGCUCCUAGCUGAUAAAUUCAAAGCAUCGAUCUUUGAAAGGACGAAAGAUGGAAGUACACUCAUGCACAUCGCCUCUCUAAAUGGCCACGCGGAUUGCGCCAUGAUGCUUUUCAAAAAAGGCGUUUAUCUCCAUAUGCCUAAUAAGGAUGGUGCCCGAAGUAUCCACACGGCUGCGAGGUACGGCCACGUUGGUAUCAUUAACACAUUAUUGCAGAAAGGCGAAAGUGUAGAUGUUACCACCAAUGACAAUUACACAGCUCUCCACAUAGCUGUAGAGUCCUGCAAGCCAGCUGUUGUUGAAACACUUUUAGGAUAUGGAGCAGACGUCCACAUACGUGGAGGAAAACAACGGGAAACACCACUACAUAUUGCUGCGAGAAUACCUGAUGGCGAUAAAUGUGCCCUUAUGCUCCUCAAAUCUGGAGCUGGACCAAAUAAGGCAACCGAAGAUGGACAAACACCAGUUCAUGUUGCUGCUAAAUAUGGGAACUUAGCUACGCUAAUACUGCUCUUAGAAGAUGGUGGUGAUCCACUAAGGAAAACAAAAAAUGGUCAAACACCUUUACAAAUGGCAUGUCGGAGUUGCAAACCAGAUGUAGUGAGGUAUUUGUUACAAUUUAUUAAAGAACGUAAAGGCGAAAAAGUUUCUUCGACUUACAUAGACGCUGUUGAUGAGCAUGGAGCUAGUGCCCUACAUUUUGCUGCACAAAUAACCAAAGACGAAGUUAAAAUACCUUCUGCGGACAGAGAAGUUGUAAAAUGUUUAAUGGAACAUGGCGCUGAUGUCUCUUUGGUGACUAAAGAAAAUCAUGAAACGGCGUUUCACUUUUGUGCGAUAGCAGGAAAUAAUGAUGUUCUUACAGAAAUGAUAUCUGACAUGUCUGCAGCAGACGUUGGUAGAGCACUAAAUAGGCAAAAUUCAAUUGGAUGGACGCCUUUACUUAUAGCGUGUAAUAGAGGUCACAUGGAACUAGUUAAUAAUUUACUUUCGAAUCAUGCUAGGGUUGAUGUAUUUGAUAUUGAGGGCAGAUCUGCGUUACAUCUAGCGGCAGAGCAUGGUUAUCUACAAGUGUGUGAUGCUUUACUUACUAACAAAGCUUUUAUAAAUUCUAAAUCAAGAAACGGUCGGACAGCGCUCCAUUUAGCAGCCAUGCAUGGAUAUACACAUUUAGUAAAAUUUCUUAUCCGAGAUCAUAACGCAAUGGUUGAUGUGUUAACACUGAAGAAACAAACGCCAUUACAUUUAGCAGCAGCUAGUGGUCAACUCGAUGUUUGCAAAUUAUUAUUAGAACUUGGUGCCAAUAUUGAUGCGACAGACGAGUUGGGACAGAAGCCUAUACACGUUGCAGCGCAAAACAAUCAUUCAGAAGUAGUACAGUUAUUUUUACAACAGCAUCCUAAUUUAGUAAUGGCAACAACUAAAGAUGGAAAUACUUGUGCGCAUAUAGCAGCUAUACAAGGAUCGGUGAAAGUUAUUGAAGAGCUUAUGAAAUUUGACAGAACAGGAGUAAUAUCUGCGAGAAAUAGACUAAAUGACUCCACACCACUACAAUUGGCUGCAGAAGGUGGACACGCAGAUGUCGUAAAAAUUCUCGUUAGAGCCGGUGCUUCCUGUACAGAUGAAAAUAAAGAAGGCUUUACGGCAGUACAUUUAGCAGCACAACAUGGUCAUACAAAUGUACUUGAUGUUAUGCGAUCGACAAACACUCUGAGAAUAUCUAGCAAAAAGUUAGGGCUAACACCAUUGCAUAUCGCAGCCUACUACGGGCAAGCAGAAACUGUACGAGAACUCUUAUCUUUUGUGCCCGGUACCGUAAAGUCUGAAGCACCGACCGGAAUUUCUUUAGUACCUAUUUUGGGAUCAGAAUCAGGUCUAACACCAUUACAUUUAGCGGCUUACAAUGGUAACGAGAAUGUCGUACGGUUACUAUUGAAUUCAGCUGGUGUUCAAGUUGAUGCGGCUACAAAUGAAAAUGGAUAUAAUCCGCUUCAUUUGGCUUGUUUUGGUGGUCACAUGUCGAUCGUCGGAUUACUACUCAGUAGAUCUGCGGAGUUACUGCAAAGUACUGAUCGUCAUGGAAAAACUGGUUUGCACAUAGCAUCGACUCAUGGCCACUAUCAAAUGGUUGAAGUCUUGCUCGGUCAAGGAGCUGAAAUAAAUGCCACGGAUAAAAAUGGAUGGACCCCACUUCAUUGCGCAGCUAAAGCUGGGCACCUUAAUGUUGUAAAACUUUUAUGCGAAUCCGGAGCCUCACCUAAAAGCGAAACAAACCUUAAUUGCGCUCCAAUUUGGUUCGCAGCAUCUGAGAAUCAUAAUGAUGUACUAGAAUAUUUAUUACAUAAAGAACAUGACACUCAAUCAUUAAUGGACGACAAAAGGUUUAUUUACAAUCUCAUGGUUUGUUCAAAAAAUCAUAACAAUAUACCGAUAGAAGAAUUUGUGCUUGUUUCACCAGCCCCUGUGGACACAGCUGCAAAAUUGUCAAAUCUGUAUAUUACUUUAUCAACCAAGGAAAAGGAGCGUGCCAAAGACCUUAUAGCAGCCGGUAAGCAGUGCGAAGCGAUGGCAACGGAGUUGUUAGCUUUAGCUGCUGGUGCCGAUUCUGCUGGUCAUAUUUUAACUGCAACGGACAAUCGUAACAUUGAGUUUCUAGAUGUCCUUAUAGAAAAUGAACAAAAAGAAGUCAUUGCCCACACCGUCGUCCAGAGAUAUCUGCAGGAACUCUGGCGGGGAAGCCUCAAAUGGAGCGGCAUCAAAAUUAUGUUCCUUUUUUUCAUGUUUAUAAUAUGUCCACCCGUUUGGAUGGUGUUCUCUCUUCCACUUGGUCAUAAGUAUAAUAAGGUUCCCAUUAUCAAAUUCAUGUCAUAUUUGACGUCACAUAUAUAUCUCAUGAUUUUAUUAGCAUUAGUAGGAAUAACUCCAAUAUACAAUUCUAUAUUUAGGGAGAGUUUAGUGCCCAGAUGGUACGAGUGGAUGUUGUUAAUAGCAUUGAGCGGGCUUUUGCUAUUCGAACUAACAAAUCCAAGUGACAAAUCUGGGUUGGGUUGGAUAAAAAUUGCAGUAUUACUUAUGGGAAUGGUGGGAGUUGCAGUCCAUGUCGUUGGAUGGAUUUUUGUUACACCAAAAUAUUGGCCUACUUUAAUAUACUGUAGAAAUCAAUGUUUCGCCUUAUCUUUUUUACUAGCAUGUGUACAAAUCAUGGACUUUUUGUCUUUCCACCAUCUAUUCGGCCCUUGGGCGAUCAUCAUCGGGGAUUUAAUGAAAGAUUUAGGCAGAUUUUUAGCUGUGCUAGCUAUCUUUGUAUUUGGUUUCUCGAUGCAUAUUGUAGCUCUGAAUCAGCCGUUCAGAAACUUGAACAAACCAGAAGACAACAAAUACGCCAGACAAGUUCGGAAAAAGCUGUUUUCAGACGUAAGCAUGAAUCCGAUCUUAUCGUUCGAGCUGCUGUUCUUCGCGGUGUUCGGUCAGACUACGACGGAGCAGACGAAGGUGCACCGGAGCGACAGCAACCAGCAGCCGCCCUGGACCAAUUACUUGUUUAAAAUUGUGUUCGGAAUCUACAUGCUGGUGUCGGUCGUAGUACUGAUAAAUCUGCUUAUCGCUAUGAUGUCGGACACUUACCAGAGAAUUCAGGCACAAUCCGAUAUAGAGUGGAAGUAUGGUCUAUCGAAGUUGAUUCGCAACAUGCACCGCACCAACACCGCCCCAUCCCCUCUGAAUCUCGUGACGACGUGGCUCAUGUGGCUGAUUCAUCGGUGCAAGGAGAAAAUGACGAAGAAGAGUCGACCGAGUUUGAUCCACAUGGUGGGCAUGCAUCGUGAGGAUCAGCUCAGCGCGCGCUCUAAGGCAGGAGCGAAGUGGUUGUCUAAAGUUAAGAGAGCACAGGUGGUACCUAAAGACUCCACGCGAUUAUCCAUCGUCCACCUCAGUCCUUUGGGCUCUCAGAUGAGCUUCAGCAACACAACGAGGAUAGAGAACGUGGUGGACUGGGAGCUCAUAGCCAAGAAGUACAGGGCUCUCAUGAGAGACGAGCCAGAGGAGUCAUCCAACAAAGAGGACACGGACAGUGGAGAAGACUCCUCGGAAAUAGUCCCCAAUAACAUAGCUUCCGUUCCGCCUUGAAAUAAAAAUAGUUGUAAGAGAAGAUAACGAAAUGAAUGGAAGUGAGGAGACGCUUCCGAAAAUUCUACUGAUGAUGUUUUUAAACUAAAU